Molecule: messenger RNA, 679 nt
Organism: Eurypyga helias (sunbittern)
Lineage: Eukaryota; Metazoa; Chordata; Aves; Eurypygiformes; Eurypygidae
Product: F-box only protein 3-like
Exons: 4
Source: RefSeq, a predicted model, not a curated record
UCACGGGUACCCAAUCAGUCGUCCAGGACCGGCGGACAUUGAAAGGGAGCUGAUCACCCAAAUAUGGGUGAGGAGCACCGUCAGCCCUGUCCGUCACCCACCGUCCCUGGAAGGUGGAAGGAUCCCGGACGAGCCCCCAUUUGUACAGAAAAUCAAGCUCCCAGGAAUAACAAAUAUGCACUUCUUGUCACUUAGAGAGGAAAAAAGUCAACGAAAUCAGAGCUGGAAAGCCAUCUUCAUCAGUACCUACUCUGACCUAGGGAGAUACAUCCGAUGCUAUGCUACACUGAAAAAAGCCUGGGAUGACCUAGAGAAAUACUUGGGGCAGCGGUGUCCUCGGAUGAUUGGUUCUUUGAAAGAGAGUGUGCGGGAGGAAGAUCUAGAUGCUGUGGAAGCACAAAUAGGUUGCAAACUCCCUGAUGACUAUCGAUGUUCAUUUCGUAUUCACAAUGGACAGAAGCUAGUUGUUCCCGGUUUGAUGGGAAGCAUGGCACUAUCGAACCACUACCGCUCUGAAGACUUGUUGGAUAUCGACACAGCGGCUGGAGGUUUUCAACAGAGGCUAGGUCUGAAACAAUGCCUUCCUCUUACUUUUUGCAUUCAUACUGGCCUGAGUCAAUACAUGGCCCUGGAGAGUGUGGAGGGACGAAAUAAAUACGAGAUCUUCUAUCAAUGUCCA